Hibiscus syriacus is the source of this 595-nucleotide messenger RNA. Its product is annotated as adenine phosphoribosyltransferase 4-like. NCBI's taxonomy places the organism in Eukaryota, Viridiplantae, Streptophyta, Magnoliopsida, Malvales, Malvaceae. The coding region runs from base 22 to 570 and encodes 182 amino acids. Gene Ontology annotation, molecular function: adenine phosphoribosyltransferase activity. The record is from RefSeq and is a predicted model, not a curated record. Gene Ontology annotation, cellular component: cytosol; cytoplasm. Gene Ontology annotation, biological process: adenine salvage. The transcript has 7 exons.
UGCUUGUGUGAGAAAUAGACAAUGUCGGCUUACAGAGAAAAAGAUCCCCGUAUUCAUGGCAUCCAAUCCAGGAUUCGUGUUGUCCCCAAUUUCCCCAAACCAGGCAUUAUGUUUCAAGAUAUAACUACCCUUUUACUGGAUCCUAAAGCAUUUAAAGACACUGUUGAUUUGUUCGUUGAAAGAUACAGAGGGAAGAACAUUUCAGUCGUUGCAGGUAUAGAAGCUCGGGGUUUUAUCUUUGGUCCUCCCAUUGCGCUGGAAAUCGGAGCGAAGUUUGUCCCCUUGAGAAAACCGAAGAAGUUGCCUGGUAAAGUUAUAUCGGAAGAGUAUGAACUGGAAUACGGAAGGGAUUGUCUUGAGAUGCAUCUCGGAGCUGUUGAACCUGGAGACCGGGCCUUGGUUGUUGAUGACUUGAUAGCAACUGGAGGCACUCUUUGUGCUGCUAUGAAAUUACUCGAACGAGUCGGGGCCGAUGUAGUUGAAUGCACAUGUGUUAUAGAAUUACCUGAUCUGAAGGGUCGAGAACGGUUGAAUGGGAAGGCGUUAUACGUACUUGUGGAGUCCCAUUGAUCAUGGCUGAUGAUACGGUUUGUAC